This is a messenger RNA of Morchella sextelata, 741 nucleotides long. RefSeq lists its product as uncharacterized. NCBI's taxonomy places the organism in Eukaryota, Fungi, Ascomycota, Pezizomycetes, Pezizales, Morchellaceae. The record is from RefSeq and is a predicted model, not a curated record. Gene Ontology annotation, cellular component: nucleus. Gene Ontology annotation, molecular function: DNA binding. The transcript has 3 exons. Bases 1 to 741 code for a protein of 246 amino acids.
AUGCCGAGACUUAAGGGUAAAAAAUGGGAGGAGCGUGAAAAAUUGAUUGAGAAGGCAAUGACCCACUACAGGGAAUCAGGUAACUCUGCAAGUCUCCGGAUUUCCGCCGAGACUUUUGGUAUCUCUUGGAGUACCCUUCGAGAUAGGCUAAAUGGAGAACAAAAUAGGCGAGAGGCAAACAGGACACAACAAUUGCUAAAUGAGGAUGAAGAAGGAUGCAUAGUGAGAUGGUGUCAACGCAUGGAUGAUUGGGGUUUUCCUUUGAGACUAUCUCUUGUGAAGGAGUUAGCCGCAUAUUUGGUCUCUAAACGGAAGGGCCCAGGGCACAAGCUAGGACAACAUUGGUUGGGCAGAUUUUUGGACCGGAACCCAGAGCUUAGCUCCAGGUUUAGUGGACGUUUAGACAGGCAGAGGGCGGUAACAAAUAACCAAGAAUUAUUAAGGGACUUUUACAAAAAGUUGAAGGAGGUGACGGCCAAAUACGACGUCCUACCGAAGGAUACAUAUAAUAUGGACGAAAAGGGUUUUAUGAUAGGCAUGUGUGCAAAAGUGAAAGUCAUUUGCAGAGCAGGACGGAAAAAUCCUCACCUCACACAUUCCGGCAAUCGCAAAUGGGUGACAGUCAUUGAAGCAGUUUCUGGAACGGGGGUAGCAUUACCGCCUAUGAUUAUCAACCAAGAUGAGGCUAUGGAACAGUCUGGAGUUGAUACCGGCAUCAAUAAAGGAACCUUCCUAAAGUAG